This is a messenger RNA of Gambusia affinis (western mosquitofish), 901 nucleotides long. It is a transcript of the gene naa20, whose product is annotated as N-alpha-acetyltransferase 20, NatB catalytic subunit. The transcript has 6 exons. Gene Ontology annotation, molecular function: protein-N-terminal amino-acid acetyltransferase activity. Gene Ontology annotation, biological process: N-terminal peptidyl-methionine acetylation. The coding region runs from base 116 to 784 and encodes 222 amino acids. Lineage: Eukaryota; Metazoa; Chordata; Actinopteri; Cyprinodontiformes; Poeciliidae. The record is from RefSeq and is a predicted model, not a curated record. Gene Ontology annotation, cellular component: NatB complex.
GAAGCAGCCCGGUUCAGGCAGAACCCGUCCGUCUGUUCCGAACCCAGCCUGCGGGUUCUACCCGGACCCGGUCAGAUACCUGGAAUUACUUCAAACAUUUUCUUCCUUCAAACUGAUGCCGAAUUAUCCUUCAGGCCCAUCGGAGCCAUCUGGGUUAAUGUUUUAUUCCAGCCUGAUGUUUCAUCUCGUAAAUUUAACAAGCAGCAAAGUGAUCAAUAAAAGGAAAUUUAACCAUCAAAUGUUUUUAAUCUUUCAACAGAAACCUGGAUCCUCUCACAGAAACUCCCUUUGCGUUGCUGUGCCCGUUUCCUCAGCCGGCCUGCAGUAUGGGAUCCCGUUCUACCUGCAGUACCUGGCCCACUGGCCCGAGUAUUUCAUCGUGGCUGAAGCUCCGGGCGGAGAGCUGAUGGGCUACAUCAUGGGGAAGGCGGAGGGAUCGGUGGCGCGGGAGGAGUGGCACGGCCACGUCACGGCGCUGUCGGUGGCCCCGGAGUUCAGACGCCUCGGCCUGGCCGCCAAGCUCAUGGAGAUGCUGGAGGAGAUCUCAGAGAGGAAGGGCGGGUUCUUCGUGGAUCUGUUUGUGAGAGUCUCCAACCAGGUGGCCGUCAACAUGUACAAGCGUCUGGGCUACAGCGUCUACCGCACCGUCAUCGAGUAUUACUCUGCCAGCAACGGGGAGCCGGACGAAGACGCAUACGACAUGAGGAAGGCUCUGUCCAGAGACACAGAGAAGAAGUCCAUCAUCCCGCUGCCGCACCCCGUCCGGCCGGAGGACAUCGAAUAACGUGGGGCCGCGGCUCCCUGACCCGCCGACCCCUGCUGACCUCAGAGAGCCGCUGGAUGUACAAAAUGUUUCAACAUUUAAUUUGCUGUAAAUUCUAAUGAACGUUUGUUUCAGAAA